This is a messenger RNA of Penaeus indicus, 1428 nucleotides long. RefSeq names its product protein krueppel-like. The record is from RefSeq and is a predicted model, not a curated record. Gene Ontology annotation, biological process: regulation of transcription by RNA polymerase II. The coding region runs from base 520 to 942 and encodes 140 amino acids. The transcript has a single exon. Gene Ontology annotation, molecular function: DNA-binding transcription factor activity, RNA polymerase II-specific. NCBI's taxonomy places the organism in Eukaryota, Metazoa, Arthropoda, Malacostraca, Decapoda, Penaeidae. Gene Ontology annotation, cellular component: nucleus.
CAUAAUGGUGAUGUUGUUUCAUUCUAUUAAACCGUUUCAUAAUUUUGCUAAUUACAUAUUCCAUCUCAUGAUCUCAUGUUGUCCUUGUCUUUGUUUAAAAGUUCUGCUAUAGUCAUGUGACUGGCUUCUUUAGAUAUCAAGAUUGAAGUAUGCAGUGGAAAAUUUAUUAAACACCUGAAGAUGGCUAUAAAGUUACUUUAUUAAUAUAAAGUGAAUAAAGUGAAUUAGAAUACGCCUUUUAAUUGAAAGGUAUAAGAUAACUACUUUGGAACCAACUAGGUUUUGAACAACAGAUGGAAUAUGAGUUUGUUCCAAAGCUAUAUCCAAGCUUAUAUCAGUUCAGCCAUUUGGUUAUCGCGUGUUCUUUUAUUUGUCUUACUCUCAACAAAAGAGCAUGUAUUAGCUGUAUAAUCCAGAAGGUGUAAAAUUAGCAGAUAUGAUGCAUAGUAGAGUGAUUUAAGUUCUUCUCAAAAGUUCUAUUGUUUGCAACAAGAAUAAGUUGGGCAUCCUCAACAGGUGAUGCUGGCCAGUGACGGCAUGAGGACUGGCAGAGGAGGAAGAACAGGGACUGAAGAAAGUAGUACAGCAGUCAAGUUGCUUGAAUGCUGCAAGUGCCCCUAUACUUGCAUCCAACAGGCAGAGAUGGAUAUGCAUUAUCGUACACAUCCAGAAGUGAAACCAUACUCAUGCCCACACUGUCCUUUCCGUUGCUCCCGCAGCGAUAACCUAAAGAUACACAUUCGUAUCCAUACUGGAGAGAGACCCUUUUCAUGCCCUCACUGCCCACAUCACUCUGCAACAAGUAGUGAUCUGAAGAAACACAUUCGCACUCACACUGGGGAGAAGCCGUACCUGUGUCCCUUUUGUCCAUUCCGAAGUACUCAAAGCAGUAACCUAAAGAUUCAUUUAAGAACACACAACAGUGGACAUGCGUAUAGAUAAUUUCUAUGUUUCAUUUAGUAUUUGUUAUUUCUCAAUAUUAGAGUAUUGAUUCAGUCCAUGUAAGCCUGAUUACCUGAUAUUAUAGAUAAGUAUCUCAGAGGCAGCAAGAGUUCAGGCAUCUGUAGUUCACAAGUUGCACUUUGAAUAAUUUCUGUACUUAAUCUGUACAUUGUGCCAUCUUGGUAUAUUGUACAACAGAACAUGAAGUUGUUUCCCUUUCUCUAUGCGUGACUACUGUAUUAUUGUUUUCUUUGUUGGCAUUUUGUAUCAGAUUAUAAAAAGAAAGAAAUGUUCUUUUAAGUUUUUGUUAUUUAGGACAAAUUAUAGGACUUGUUUUUUUUUUAAUUGUUUGUUAACUUGAUAUAUAUUUGUUUUCAGUCACAGAAUAUAUUUGAACCUGUAUUUAUUACUUAUGAGGAUAAUAGUAACUGACUAAUCAUAUUUUCAGUUAUAAUUUAACAAACACACAAGUAUGCACACUUUUAC